Sitophilus oryzae (rice weevil) is the source of this 812-nucleotide messenger RNA. RefSeq names its product selenoprotein M-like. Lineage: Eukaryota; Metazoa; Arthropoda; Insecta; Coleoptera; Curculionidae. Gene Ontology annotation, cellular component: endoplasmic reticulum lumen. The record is from RefSeq and is a predicted model, not a curated record. Bases 198 to 542 code for a protein of 114 amino acids. Gene Ontology annotation, molecular function: oxidoreductase activity. The transcript is spliced from 2 exons.
GUUCAAAUAACCUAAUGUAACCUAACCAAACACUUUUCAAGGAUUUCUUAAUCAAAAUUUGUUUAUGCAUUUUUAUUCUGUAUCCUGUAUAUUUCAUAAAAACAAACAAUUUCAAGUACCUCUUCAGUAUUAUACGUGAUAACUGUAGUGUGAUACCGUAGUAUUUAACAUUAUAAUCAAUACUAUUCCUGUAUAAAAUGAAGGCGUAUUUGGUUUCUGUCCUUUUUGUUUUAAUCAUACAUUCGAGCACUUCUGACCAGAGUAAAAGCAUUGUUAGAGCUAGAGUUGAUAGCUGUGCUGGAUGCCAACUGAACCGUCUUGCAGAAGUCCGAGCUUUUAUCUAUGAAGAUAUUCCCAAAUACGAAAACGUAGAAUGGAAGAAGAUUCAGGGUCACCCUCCAGAACUGAUUUUCUUCAAUGAAGCCGAUGAAGAAGUAGAGAGGCACUUACUGGAAAAGUUAAAUAGGCAAGCUUGUAACAAGUUACUGGAAAAGAGGGGUUUCAAAUUGAAGGAUUCCAAUGAAAUUGGAAAAGAACUUUAAAUUAGUCUAUAUAAAAUAAAUAAGCUUAUAAUAAAACAUAAAAAUAUAAUAAAUAUUUGUGUUAUACUCAAUAUUUGUCUUAAUUAGUGUCAAUAGUCGAGACUAUAGUCCACCUAGAGUCUAAACUAUUGAAACUAAUAGUAUCAAAAACUGAUGUAAUCUUGACAAGAUAAUAUAUAGUAUACCUAGAGAAAAAAAGGGCAAUUUUACAAAAUGUAAUAAUUUAUUUAUAAAAAUAACACUAAAAUAAACGUAAAAAAUACCACUCAA